Molecule: messenger RNA, 885 nt
Organism: Trichoderma reesei QM6a
Lineage: Eukaryota; Fungi; Ascomycota; Sordariomycetes; Hypocreales; Hypocreaceae
Exons: 1
Coding region: 1-885 (294 amino acids)
Biological process (GO): intra-Golgi vesicle-mediated transport; protein transport; Golgi organization
Cellular component (GO): COG complex; membrane
Source: RefSeq, a predicted model, not a curated record
AUGGCUGCUCUUCCCCUCUCGCUGCCGUCUCGCCCUGGCCGACAAGGCGGAUCAACCUUCAAUCUCCCGUCCGACUCUUCAGACACCGAGGACGAUGCUCCCCUGCCAUUCCCCGAAGCCCUCCCGCGGUCCGACUUCCUCGCACCCGACUUUGAGCCCGCCGAAUAUCUAUCAGCCCUCCCCCAUCGUCACCAGACACUAGAGGAUCUGCGGUCCGACCUGCGCGAGCGAACGGCGACCAUCAGCAACGAGCUUCUGGAGCUCGUCAACUCGAACUAUACAGCCUUCUUGUCAUUGGGGUCCGAACUGCGAGGGGGUGACGAAAAGGUGGAGGAUGUCAAGGUCUCUCUUCUUGGGUUUCGCAGAGCCGUGGAAGAAGUAAAGGAAAAGGUCUCCGAACGCAGAAGAGACGCAGAAUCGCUUACGAAUGAGCUGCGAGACGUGCGUUCAGAGAUUGAGCAGGGAAGGACAAUGCUCGAGCUUUCGGAACGGCUAUCUACUCUAGAGGAGACCCUGGCGUUGGACAGCCUACCAAAGAAGGAAGCUGCAGAGUGGGAGGACGACAGCGACGACGAUGAAGAGCUAGAAGCGGAGGCUGUAGAAGGCUUGAUAGGAAGCCCUCCCUCCAAAUUGCUGGCUUCGGCUCGCGAGUGUAGUCAACUUGGGGCACUAAUCAGCAAGCUGGACGAAACCCACGCAUUCGUUGCCAAGCUGAGGGCGCGACUGACCAAAUGCCGGAACACGCUUUUACUAGACUUGAGCAACGCCUUGAAAGAAGCGCGUGCUGCGGGAAUGGCUGGCCAGAGCCGAGUUCUGGGCUAUCUUGGCGUCUACCGAGUUCUCGAUGCACAGAGCGAUGCUGUCAAGGCUCUUCGAGGCAGGUGA